Messenger RNA from Acomys russatus (golden spiny mouse), 1278 nucleotides. RefSeq names its product FOS like 1, AP-1 transcription factor subunit (gene Fosl1). Lineage: Eukaryota; Metazoa; Chordata; Mammalia; Rodentia; Muridae. Gene Ontology annotation, cellular component: nucleus. The record is from RefSeq and is a predicted model, not a curated record. The coding region runs from base 156 to 962 and encodes 268 amino acids. Gene Ontology annotation, biological process: regulation of transcription by RNA polymerase II. Gene Ontology annotation, molecular function: RNA polymerase II cis-regulatory region sequence-specific DNA binding; DNA-binding transcription factor activity, RNA polymerase II-specific. The transcript has 4 exons.
UAAAAGGCGCCGCUGCGACACGCCCCCACCCCCCGCAGUGCAAGUGGUUCAGCCCAAGAACUUUUCAUUCAUAAAAAAGACAAGACUCCGCGAGGCGCGAGUGAGUCAGAACCGCAGCCGCCGACGCGGACCCUACCGAGCAUCCAGCCUAGGGCAUGUACCGAGACUUCGGGGAACCGGGACCGAGCUCUGGGGCAGGCAGCGCGUAUGGUCGCCCAGCGCAGCCCCCGCAAGCUCAGGCGCCAACCGCCCAGCAGCAGAAGUUCCACCUUGUGCCAAGCAUCAACGCUGUGAGUGGCAGCCAGGAAUUGCAGUGGAUGGUGCAGCCUCAUUUCCUGGGACCCGGUGGCUAUCCCCGACCUCUGCCUUAUCCCCAGUACAGUCCCCCUCAGCCCCGGCCAGGAGUCAUACGAGCCUUAGGGCCACCUCCAGGGGUGCGUCGCAGGCCCUGUGAGCAGAUCAGCCCAGAGGAGGAAGAGCGCCGCAGAGUGAGGCGGGAGCGGAACAAGCUGGCAGCGGCUAAGUGCAGAAAUCGGAGAAAGGAACUGACAGACUUCCUACAGGCGGAGACUGACAAAUUGGAGGACGAGAAGUCGGGGCUGCAGCGAGAGAUUGAAGAGCUCCAGAAGCAGAAGGAACGCCUCGAGCUGGUGCUGGAAGCCCAUCGCCCCAUCUGCAAAAUCCCAGAGGGAGACAAGGACACAGGCGGCACCAGCAGCCCGCCAGCUCCCAGCCGCCCGGUGCCUUGUAUCUCCCUUUCCCCGGGGCCUGUACUCGAACCGGAAGCACUGCAUACCCCGACACUAAUGACCACACCCUCUCUGACUCCCUUUACUCCCAGCCUGGUUUUCACCUAUCCUAGCACACCGGAACCUUGUUCUUCGGCACAUCGGAAGAGUAGCAGCAGCAGUGGAGACCCCUCCUCCGACCCCAUGGGUUCGCCCACGCUGCUGGCUUUGUGAGACACCCAGCCGUACCCCGUUGCUGGUACUACCCCUAGUCCAUCUGCCUCCCGUUGAUCCAGCAGGCCUGGACCAUAUCCAUGUCCCAAACCAGCACGUCCUUUAUCCCCCUCAGAUUAGAACGAACGCAUUAUGCUUUGAUGAAGAGCCAGCUUGGGGGGUCCCCAAAGCUGCUCAUUGUUACUCUAGAGCUGGCCUAUCAGAAUUUGCACGAAAUCAGAGACAAAAUACAUCCCCUCUGCCAGAGAAAUCCUGGCAGCCCAGACUUUGUAGCUCUCCCGUGGUCUUUUGGAGCCCUGAUGCCUCGCAGACCACU